This is a messenger RNA of Blepharisma stoltei, 729 nucleotides long. The record is from the annotation of a GenBank genome assembly. NCBI's taxonomy places the organism in Eukaryota, Ciliophora, Heterotrichea, Heterotrichida, Blepharismidae.
AUGAUUGCUAUUGCUAAUAGAUUUAGAUAUCUACUAAGGCACAAUUUCCUCUUCAAGCAAACUCCAAAAGUUUCUUUUAUGCAUCCAAAUGCAUCAAGACUUUUUGCAUCAAAUCCUAUAAAUACAAGUCAAGAUAAAGGAGAUUUAGCAGCGCAAUGAAUAUCCAGACCAGGCCAAAAAGAUCUUAGUCAUGAAUCCCACCCUCUCGAAAUCUAUUGUGGAAAUCUACCAUUCGAAGCUACAGACCAAGAUAUCAAAGAUUUUUUCAAAGAAUGUGGAAAUCCUGAAAUACUUAAAACUUCACUUGAUAGGUUUGGUAAUAAAAAGCCUUUCGUCUUUAUUAAAUUUUCCAGUGAAAAUGAAGUGAACAAGGCCUUAAAACUUAAUGGAGCUCUAUUUUUUGGGAGAACACUUAGGAUAAAUAAAGCAGAUGAUGCAUCGAAGAUAGAAGAAUCAAGAAGAAAGAUAAUAAAUGGGAGAAAUGCUAGCAAUAUAGCAGAAAUCGUUAUUAAAAAUUUGCCUACAGAAGCAAGCUCAGAUGAAAUUAAAGCAAUUUUCAAAAAUAUAGGUGAUAUUAUUCGAUUUAAACUCGUUACGCAUAAGAAUUGUGCUUAUGUCGAAUUUUCAAGCAAAGAAGCUCUCUAUGAAGCACUUCAAUUUAAUGACUACCUCUUCAAAGGGAAAAAUAUUAGUGUUAACAUCGCGCCUGCUCGGAAAUUCACACCUUAA